UCAUGAAGUUUUCCAGCUUUGAUUGUGAAAGCUGAAAUUCUCCAAUACAUGAUAAUUUGAAGUCUCUAUCCUCAGCUGUCUUUCUCAAACCUUAACCAAAUUGAUCUUACAUUUUACCUGACAAAAACGAAAAGUUUGGACAAGGUGUGUGUUUUAGCAAAAAUGGUUAAGGAAAAUGAAGUUCCUGCUCAAAGCUUGGAAUGGAGGGUCAAUAUGCCUAGUGGCUCUUCGCAAAUUUUAGUGCCAGAGUCAAGGCAAACAUGUAGAUUGUUAAGCUUAAUAAUGGGGUUUGUUUCAAACGUCAAGAAGUUUUUUGACAAGGCAUGGAAUUUAGCUGUAAAUGAGCCAAAAAAGGUUAUUCAUUGCCUCAAAGUAGGAUUGGCUCUUUCUAUUGUGUCACUGUUUUAUUACACGAGGCCUUUGUAUGAUGGUGUUGGAGGGAAUGCUAUGUGGGCAGUUAUGACAGUUGUAGUAGUUUUUGAGUAUACUGUAGGUUCUACACUAUAUAAGUGUGUAAAUAGAGCUAUUGGAACAUGUUUAGCUGGAUCUCUAGGAAUUGGUGUUCAUUGGGUUGCAAGUCAAUCUGGAGACAGAUUUGAACCUAUUAUUCUCCAAGCUUCAGUUUUUCUCUUAGCUGCUGCAGCAACCUUUUCUCGAUUUAUACCUACCAUAAAAGCGCGAUUUGAUUAUGGUGCCAUGAUCUUCAUUCUUACGUUCAGCUUAGUGUCAGUGUCAGGCUAUCGCGUUGAUAAGUUGGUUGAAUUGGCUCAUGAAAGGGUCUCCACUAUUGCUAUUGGGGCCUCCAUCUGUGUUUUCAUUACCAUGACUUUGUGUCCUGUGUGGGCUGGUACUGAGCUGCAUCAUCUCAUUAGUACUAACCUUGAAAAACUUGCUGAUUCCUUGGAAGGAUAUGCUGCUGAGAACUUCAGAGUAGAUGGCAGUAAAAGUUUAAAUGAGAAAGAUCCCAGUAAGAGAUUGCAAGGUUACAAAUGUGUACUAAAUUCCAAGGCUGCUGAAGAAUCCAUGGCCAAUUUUGCCAGAUGGGAGCCAGCACAUGGAAAGUUCAAUUUCCGACAUCCAUGGAAACAGUACCUUAAGAUUGGAGCUUCAAUGAGAAGCUGUGCCUAUUGCGUUGAGACUCUCUAUGGUGGCAUUAACUCCAAUACUGAGACUCCUGAGUUCCUUAAGAACCCUCUCAACGACGUCUGCAUGAGAUUAGGUACUAGCUCCUCUAACGUGCUAAAAGAGCUGUCGAGUAUGUUAAAAACGUUGACAAAUUCAACAAAGCUAGAUAUACUUGUUGAUGAAAUGAAUUCUUCCGUAGAAGGACUUCAAAAUGCCCUCAAGACACUCCCAAGUUACCAGCAUAUACCAACCCCAGAUCCCAAAACUGAAGAGGCACCUAAUGGUACAGAAGAGUCUAUCUUGAAACCUACUGCGCUGUCACUCAUGGAAAUUGUUCAAAUGGCCACUCUAACAUCACUGCUCAUAGAAAUAGCAUCAAGAAUUGAAGGGAUUGUGAAGGAGGUCAAUGAACUGGCAAGCCAAGCACAAUUCAAAGAUGAUAGCAGCAAGACGUCCAAACAAACUCAAACAAAGCUGAAUGAAAAUGAUGGUAAUGAACAUGAAGUAACAAUGACGACUCUUCAAAAAGUCUGAGUUACCAUUAUAGGAUGAAUCGAACAUGGUGGGGUUUCUUCCCAAUAGCUGACAGGCUUUCACUUUUAUGAGAAAUCUAUUACUGUAAACUGCAUAUUGUACAGAAAAGAGAGAACUUUCAUUACUAUACUAGGGACUUUUGAGGAAUAGCGUGAACCUUAAUUUGUUUCUCCUUCUCUUUUGCUGCAUUUCUCUCUGUCUUCUCCUCCAUUUUUCUACUCUUGAAAUAAGCGCAGAGGAUAAAGAACCAUGUUUUUACA
This is a messenger RNA of Nicotiana attenuata, 1919 nucleotides long. RefSeq names its product aluminum-activated malate transporter 10. Gene Ontology annotation, biological process: malate transport. The transcript has 6 exons. Lineage: Eukaryota; Viridiplantae; Streptophyta; Magnoliopsida; Solanales; Solanaceae. The record is from RefSeq and is a predicted model, not a curated record. Gene Ontology annotation, cellular component: plant-type vacuole membrane. The coding region runs from base 163 to 1659 and encodes 498 amino acids.